Hordeum vulgare subsp. vulgare (domesticated barley) is the source of this 779-nucleotide messenger RNA. Its product is annotated as FCS-Like Zinc finger 2-like. The transcript has a single exon. NCBI's taxonomy places the organism in Eukaryota, Viridiplantae, Streptophyta, Magnoliopsida, Poales, Poaceae. Bases 175 to 465 code for a protein of 96 amino acids. The record is from RefSeq and is a predicted model, not a curated record.
UUCCCAGGCCGCUAGCUCCAGUGCACCAAUAAUGGCCUUGACGAGCUCCGUCCGUGCAUAUAAACCCGCCCUCCCGCCUCGCACCGCUGCACCAGACUCACCCACCUUUUCCACAGUCCUCUGAAUCACGAGCCCGAGCUAGCUAGAAGAAGCCUCUGUCCCCAGCCGUGAACCAUGGCGGCAUCGGUGGCCUGCGCCUUCUUCUUCGACGCCGAGCCGGCUGGCGAGCCCGGCAAGCACGCGCUGGACGCGUGCGCGCUCUGCGCCAAGCGGCUGGCGCGCGACAGCGACGUCUUCAUGUACAGAGGGGACACGCCCUUCUGCAGCGAGGAGUGCCGGCGCGAGCAGAUGCACCUCGACGCCGUCUCCGACAGGCAGGCCGCGCGGAGGCUGCAGCGGUUCACGGCGGAGGCGGAGUGCCACCGUGGGCAGCGGCAGUCCAGGAAGGUGUCCAUCGCGAGCUAGCCGGCCGGGAGCGGAGGGUUUUGUUUGGAUCGACAAGAUCUAAGUUCUGAAGAAAACAACAUCUCUAUUCUGAAGAGCCAUCGAUGUUGUUUUGGGCGGCAGGGCAGGUUACUGGCAGCAUCAGGUCAGGUGGUGGGUGCCUGUACAGUGUCCAUGGGUUGGAGCUAAUUAAGCUGCCCGGGUGGGAGGAAAUUGUACCGGAUUCUUGGUCGGUCUGUGCUGUUCCGAUGAUUUGAUUUGGUUGGAAACGAAGUAGAAAAGUCAUGGAUCUGAAGUAAUCAAUCAAACAUGAUUUCACAAUUUGUUCGCGUUUA